CCUCCUUCUCUCCAGGCUAAAAACCCCCAGCUCCCUCCCUCAAUUGCACUUGUGCUCCAGACCCUUCCCCAGCUGUGUUGUCCCUCUCUGGACAUCUCAGAUGGACAUUUGUCUCCAAGAGGGGGCUGACUCCACAUUUUAAACUCUUCAUUGUAGAUUGUUUUGCAGGGUAUGCAUAGCUGGCCUGCUUGACCUGGCUCUUACACAGGGCUCUUAGUAAACUCUUGCAAGAACAACCCGGGCUCCUCAAAAACUUUAUGCUGGUGCUUUUUCUCCCCACUACCCCCAUGGAAAAGCUGCCUGCUCAUGAAAUUUCAUCCUUGAAGCUGUAAAACUCCCCUCUGCAUGUGCUGUGCCAAGACCUGCAGCCAGCUUAGAAGGCUGCAAUGUAUUUGUAACUUCGUGUUUGCUGUGGGCUGAGCUGCUAAGACUUCCUGCAGGCCUGGAAAUUCAAGCACACAAGUAAAAGAGGACCCUGGAGGAUUUCCUGAGCCUGUGCUCAUUGCCCAAGCAAGGAAGCUGUUCCAGAUGGUUGUAUCCUGCACAGCUCUCCUGAGAUCUCAUCAUCUGGCAGGAGUCUGGGCUAGUGCUGCUACAAGGGCAGUGUGACAGCUCUGUCUUGGGGAGGAGGUGUGGAGAAAGGAGACUUUCAUGAAGAUGAGCAGACUCUUCCCUCAAGCUUUCAUUGUGAAAGGGGCUUUUCCCUAGCUGGCACUGAGGUUAAUUCAGUCAGGAUGAGCUAGAGGUGAGUGUUCCUCUUCCGGACUCUCAGCAGGGCUCUUGGCUUCCUAAAUGUUUGCGUUAUGAUUUGUCUGAACCCUGCUGUGAAACACUGACACAAGAAUGACAGAGGUUGUGGUUGGCUUUCCUCGAGGGCUGGAGCAGAGGCUCACCACCGCCCUGCCAGUCCCCUCCUGCCUGUGCAGUGCUCUCCUUGCUCUCCUGCCUCUGUUGGGUUUGUAUCCCGGUAACAUCGCUCCUGCUGAGGUGCAGAGAACUCCCUGUGGCCCCUGGAGUUCUGGGAAGCAUGAACAAAACUCAUCCCCAGAGAAACGGUGAUGUAGCUACUUUUGGUUCAACACAGUCCUUCUCUGGAGAAAGAGGCCACUGCCAUCCACGUGGUGCCUGCACUGGCUGCACACAGAGACACCUCUGCAUCUCUGCCGUGGCACUGCUCGUCCUUGUGGCUGCCCUGGCCUUGGGAGUGGCGCUGGCACUCCUGCCACGGGCACCAGUGAACCGCUUCUGCACAGCCCCCAAUAACCGGACAGGCUUCUUGUGUGAUGACAGAGUGACCUGUGUCCCAGCCAGCUGGGUCUGUGACAGGGUCAGCAACUGCAGGAACGGAGAGGAUGAGCAGGAGCAGCUCUGUGGUGACUUGCCCCACAGCCUCCCAGAAUACCUGGUUUUCCACUGCAGUAACCCCAGAUCCUGGGUCUAUGCUGACCAGAGGUGUAACGGGAUGAACGACUGCGGGGACUGCUCUGACGAGACAGGGAGCUUGGCCGCCUGCCCGCCGUGCGGGUGGGAGUGGUGGAGCUGCAGCCCUGUGCACUACGACUUCUGCUCCUGCAUCCCCAGGAGGCUGUGCCGGGAUGGCAUCCAGCACUGCCUGGGCUGGUCCGACGAGUUCAUCUGCACACCCUGAAUCCUGGCACCUACCCUGCUGGGGACAGCACGGUGCUUCCCACACGUCGCCCUGGAGCCUUGGGGUCCUGCCCUGCUGCCUGCUUGGGAAGCUCCAGCCCAAGCAAAUCCUCCCCAGCAGUGCAGUGACACCGACCAGGGACCAAGGACCAAGGGCGCGUGGCAGCCCUUGGCUGGACACCAUCUGUGGGACAGCUCCCAGGAGUCUGCUGCCGUGUGAAGGUGAGCACUUCCUGCAUGGGCAGCACUGACUCGAUGCUGUGCUGUGCUGGAGAUGCUUCACCAGCCACUGCUGGCACAGCCCUGGGCCGGGGUUUCUCCUCUAUGAACGUGCUGGGGCCUCUGCAGGCAGCCAUGUGAGGGACACUGAGAACUGCCCCAAGGAGCAGAGCUGAGUGAGGUGAGCCUCCAACACAUCUUCACAGUCCUGAUCUUCACUGGCAGGAGGAGAAGCUUCUAUUUGUGUUCAAAACACAUCUGCAGGUGGUUUCAGCAGUGACUUUGAGGGCUCUGUGUUGAUGCUCCUGGGAUGCUUCCUUGGGAGUGCUGUGCUGGGGGUGACACCGUGGGGAGCUGCUGCUCAGACCACCUCCUGCUCUCUUCUCAAACCAUAAAGGACUACACAGAGAGUGUAAUGGCAAGGAAAACUGGAGAAGUUUCAGGGUUUUGGGGACAGAGUAGCUGUCCCUGACAGCCAGGGUAGGGAACCAGCAAGUAAAUAACCUGCAGGGCAGUGCAGUUUUGCAGCAGCAGGUUGAGAACAGCCAUGGAGCUGGGAUAGGUUUCACUGAAGUUGGCAAAGAAAGGAGGAAAAAGAAGUUGCAGCCUCAGAGCAGAGAGCAGCAGAAAAUCAAGUGCUGCUCCCAGGGCGGUGUGGGAUGACACUGGAUCCGUUUGCUGCUUGUUUUGUUCCUCUGCCAGCAAGGCAGGAUCAGGCAGCCAAGCCUUCAAAGCAGUCCUCAGGAUACAGGUAUGGACAUGACACUGAAAUUUAAGAAAGAUGAAGUUUUCUCUGCUCCUUUGAAAAUCUCAUCUGUAUCUAAAACAUUGUCUCUGAGGAAAACCCCACAUUUACAGUGAAUACUUUUACUUUUCUAGGCCCAAAAUAAACAUGAGGUGAUCUUUUUCCCAUUGCCACCCCAGGUCAUAGAUAUUUAAAAAUAAACCCCUGUUCACUCA
This is a messenger RNA of Corvus hawaiiensis (hawaiian crow), 2826 nucleotides long. RefSeq names its product low density lipoprotein receptor class A domain containing 1 (gene LDLRAD1). The record is from RefSeq and is a predicted model, not a curated record. Gene Ontology annotation, molecular function: protein binding. Lineage: Eukaryota; Metazoa; Chordata; Aves; Passeriformes; Corvidae. The coding region runs from base 1028 to 1648 and encodes 206 amino acids. The transcript is spliced from 6 exons.